Molecule: messenger RNA, 837 nt
Organism: Parnassius apollo (apollo)
Lineage: Eukaryota; Metazoa; Arthropoda; Insecta; Lepidoptera; Papilionidae
Source: the annotation of a GenBank genome assembly
AUGAGAAAUGUGCGUUCUCAAGAAUCGGCAGAGGAAAGAGCACAUCGGUUAAACUCUAUGAGAGUUAGUGUCUCAACUUCUCGAGCCAAAGAAAGCUCUCCAGAAAGAGAGAUGCGAUUAGCAGCUGACCGAGCGAGACGAGCUACAUCACGGGCGUCUCAAAGUUCUUCUCAACGAGAGCUAAGGCUUACCAUGGACCGAGAACAACAGGUGUUAUCCCGAGAAGCUGAAACUGCUUCACAGCGAGAAUUGCGGCUCACAGCUGACCGCGAACGGCAUACAUUAUCUCGCGAGUCCGAAACCUACACUGAGAGGGAAUUACGUCUCAUAGCUGACCGCGAACGGCAUACAUUAUCUCGCGAGUCCGAAACCUACACUGAGAGGGAAUUACGUCUCACAGCUAAUCGCGAACGACAUGUACUAUUCCGUGAGUCCGAAACCUUCACUGAGAGGGAAUUACGUCUCACAGCUGAUCGCGAACGGCAUGUACUGUCCCGUGAUUCCGAAACCUACACUAAAAGGGAACUACGUCUCACAGCUGACCGCCAACGGCAUACAUUAUCUCGCGAGUCCGAAACCUACACUGAGAGGGAAUUACGUCUCACAGCUGAUCGCGAACGUCAUAUUUUAUCUCGAGAAUCUGAAACUUUUACUCAAUAUGAAGACCGUUUGACAAAUGAUAGGGUGCACCAUAAUAUUAUUCGAUCUCUUGAAGAUGAACAUGAGCAUGAACAACGACUAGAGUCGGGACGCGAAUAUUACAAUUCUUUGAGACAAGAACGAUUAAUAAGUUUGUCUAAUGAAAGAUUAAGAGUUGAAAAUAUUCGGUCUGAUUAA